AUGGCGGACGGGGCGCGCUCGCUGCGCGGCGGCGGCGGCGGCGGAGGCAGCCCGGCCUCCAGCCCGGUGCUGGGCGGGCGGGGCCGCGCCGCGGCGGGGGGCGGCAGCCCGCCGGGCCACGCGUUCCGCAGGGUGACCCUGACCAAGCCCACCUUCUGCCACUACUGCACCGACUUCAUCUGGGGGCUGGCCGGCUACCAGUGCGAGGUUUGCAACUUCAUGUCUCAUGAAAAGUGCCUCAAGAACGUCAAGAUACCAUGCUCAUGUAUUGCUCCCAGCCUUGUAAGGGUUCCAGUUGCACACUGUUUUGGGCCUCCAGGACAUUACAAAAGAAAGUUUUGCACUGUGUGCAGGAAGUCACUGGAGUCACCUGCCUUUCGAUGUGAAGUUUGUGAGCUACAUGUGCACACAGACUGUAUCCUGUUUGCUUGCAGUGACUGCCGGCAGUGUCACCAGGAUGGGCACCUGGACCACGAUACUUACCACCACCACUGGAGGGAGGGAAACCUUUCUUCAAGUGCUCGUUGUGAAGUUUGCAAAAAAACCUGCGGGUCUUCUGAGGUGCUCUCCGGCAUGAGAUGUGAAUGGUGUGGCAUCCUGGCUCAUGCUGCUUGCUACGUAAUUGUCACACCAGAAUGUACCUUUGGAAGAUUAAGGAAUAUGAUUCUUCCUCCAAGUUGUGUGCAAUUAUUUUCUCGCAACUUCAGCAAAUUGCAUUGUUUUCGAAUAUCGGAGAAUUUGCAAACAGAAUCAGAUGAAGAUGAUGAUGUUGAUGGUUCAACGCAGGGAUCAGCAAAAGAUGUCCAAAUUUCAACAGACUCAAGUAAACAAACAUUAAAGAUAUUUGACGGGAAUGAUGCAGUGAAACGCAAUCAAUUUCGACUGAUUUCAGUUCCAAGGAUUGCAAAAAAUGAAGAAGUUGUGGAGGCUGCUUUGAGGGCGUACUAUAUAAAUGAUGACCAGCAGGAGUACGAGUUGCAGACCUUCACGCAGCAGGUGCUGCUCUCUGAUGAUGUUAUCAACAGGAACGAUGCUGCAGAGGACAGCAACUUGGGCUCAGUAUUCCGAGAAUCCAUUCCUGAAGCUUGGAUCAUCAGAGCCAAACCAAAGGACGAGGAAGUGAUCAGAAUUUAUCCUGCCUGGCUAAAGGUGGGAAUGGCAUACGUAUCUCUACGAGUAAAUAAGGAUAGCACUGCGCAGACUGUGAUCAAAGAAGUGCUUCCCUUACUUGGAAGGCAGACGGAGUGCCUCCAGAAUUUCAAGUUGGUAGAGGUGCUUAUGGGCAGUAAGCAAGUUCAACGCAUGGUUUUGGACAAUCAGGAACUGAUUCUUAACAGAUUCAAGGACAUAAGAAAGACUUCAAUACGUCAGAUGAAUCAAACAAGAUUUUACAUUGUGGAAAACAGUAAAUCCGUUGCACAAGUAAAUUUAUUUGUUGGUGGCCUUCCACCUCAGCUUUCUCCUGAAGAAUACACAAAUAUUCUCAAGGAAGAAUUAGCUAUCAAAACAAAUGUAGUAUCUGUGAGUCAUGUUUAUCAAGCACAAGGUGCUGUUGUACUCCAAAUUUCAUGUUUUUCUGAAGCUGAAAGAAUAUAUAUGCUAGUUAAAGAUACUGUUAUCAAUGACAAGCCUCUGAAUGCUGUGGUGAUUCCUGAAGUUAUGGCUUCCAAGAUACCACAGAAUUGCUGCCCACUUCUUGUAUUUGUGAAUCCAAAAAGUGGUGGGCUAAAAGGUCGGGAUCUGCUGUACAGUUUUAGAAAGCUGCUAAACCCACACCAGGUCUUUGAACUUACCAAUGGGGGCCCACUUCCUGGGUUUCACACGUUCUCCAAAGUCCCCUCCUUCCGAGUGCUGGUGUGCGGAGGGGACGGCACUGUCGGCUGGGUCCUUGGUGCACUCGAGGAAAUCAGGCACAAGCUGGUGUGCUCAGAACCCUCAGUUGCCAUCUUACCUUUAGGAACAGGUAAUGACUUGGGGAGGGUCUUGCGAUGGGGAGCUGGCUACAGUGGGGAGGACCCAUACUCCAUUUUGGUUUCCGUGGAUGAGGCAGAUGAUGUCCUUAUGGACCGUUGGACUAUCCUUUUGGAUGCAGAAGAGCCAGUUGAAGGUGCAGAGAAUGGUAUUGCAGAACCUGAGCCUCCAAAGAUUGUACAGAUGAACAAUUACUGUGGUCUUGGCAUUGAUGCAGAGUUGAGCUUGGACUUUCAUCAUGCUAGAGAAGAAGAACCAGGGAAAUUUAAUAGCAGGUUUCACAACAAAGGAGUUUACGUGAAAGUUGGGCUGCAGAAGAUUAGUCAUACCAGAAACCUUCACAAGGACAUAAAGCUGCAAGUGGACCAGCAUGAGGUGGAGUUACCAAGUAUAGAAGGACUCAUUUUUAUUAAUAUACCCAGCUGGGGCUCGGGAGCCGAUCUCUGGGGCUCUGACAGCGACAACCGCUUCGAGAAGCCGCGCAUCGACGACGGCCUGCUGGAAGUUGUUGGUGUGACUGGCGUCGUUCACAUGGGUCAAGUCCAAGGUGGUUUUCGAUCAGGAAUCCGCAUAGCCCAAGGCUCGUAUUUUCGUGUAACACUCCUAAAGCCAAUUCCAGUUCAAGUUGAUGGAGAGCCCUGGAUUCAGGCCCCUGGCCAGAUUAUAAUUUCUGCUGCAGGACCAAAGGUCCACAUGUUGAAAAAAUCCAAGCAGAAACAGAAAAAAACUGGAAGCCUGAGAGAGAUGAAGGUGGAUAGCAUGUCAGUCUCUGAAGGAGGACGCUAAGUGAAGACCUGUGUUCGGAAGUGAUGCAGCACACCUACUGUAGAUACCAAGCUGGUUCAGUAAAACCACGUACGGACAACUCCUGAAGAGUGUUGCCUAAGAGCGUGCCUUUCGUUACAUUUUGACAGUACUGGGUUCUACUUUGUCUUUCGAAGAUAGUGCCUCAUUGUCACAGAUAACUAUCAUGUAACACUUUUCUCAUCUGAAAUGUUUACUUUGGGUUGCUUUUCCAUAAGCCAUUUCCAUUUUCCAGCCAAACAGAGAUUCCAAGAUGCUGAGAUUUCUGUAUCUGCCUUCACAAAGACUCUUCCUCUCCUCCUAGCUCCUUCUUAAAGAAAGUCAUUCCAUAGAUAAAUUUUGGUGAGUUGUUCCAUAGUUGAAAAAGUGUUCCUUUGAAAUAAUGUUCACAAUAGCAUCGUAACCAAAAGAAGGCAAAGACACAAGCUGCUGAGAACUUGGACCCAUCCAAAUAGCACAGCUGAAACAGUACUACUGUAAAGAGGAAAACACAAAACACAGGAGAGAUUAUUUCUAUAAAAGGAGCCCAGUGCACUGGAAAGAGAGAAAGUACUAGAACAGUUGAGUCAAAAUAUUUCACAGAGUUUACUUCAGCAGUACUUGGGCAAUAUGAAUGGUGGGGAAACAGCCUGUAGAGCAAUUUUUCAACUGCAGCUUAGUUUCUCAUUAUUCAGCCAAAGCCUCUUUUAGAAGGCAUUUGAAUUUCAGUAGCCACAAUGCUCAUAAAAAAAAAGAAACAAGAAUACCCAAGGCAGUAUUAUGGUAUACCAAUUUUUUUCUAUCACUGAAAUCAUUAUCUCUGACACCAGACCUUUCUUCUUGUCUUUAAUUGUGCUGUUUCUUUUUCAUGAAUUUGUCACAGUUGGACUAUUAUAUAACAGCAAACUCAAAGACUAAAAGAAUCAUCACUAAUUAGUGUAAAAGAAGUACCACUUAGUGUUAAGUGAAUUAGCACAGUCAUCUGUUAGAGCUGAAGUACAGCAUAGCUUUGCUGAGGAGCCUUAGGCAGUGUUGAAGCUUGUAGCGUGCAUGUAUCAUGCUGUAGGCUUCAAAUAACUGGGAAUGCAAGAGCCAUCGUGAAAAUUCACUUACCUGGUCAGGCUUCUCAAAUCCUUGGUGGGUGUUGUUAUCACGUGUGGGCCCAGGGACACAGUGACUGUCUCCUUUUCACUUGCACGAGUGUGGGCUCUUCAGAGGCCCUGUAUUUAUUCCUCUGCUGAAGGGAUCCAGUACUCCUUUCACAGCUUCAUGCUACAGAGUGGUGCUGGAGCAGAUGUGCUAGUCCUGCCAAGCACUCCAUAUAUCUGCUAUCCAUGGCUUGUGGUCCUGCUGUUCUUCACUCACAUCUCUGGUAGACUCAUCUCACCGUGGUUCUCCAGGGACUGAACCUUUCACUUCGGGUCAGCGUCAUACUCAAGGGGCCCUGCAAGCCACUUGUGGGCAGGGGGUGGGGCCUGCAUUAGUUUGCCCCUUGGAUGCAUCUGCUGCUUGGAGCUACUUAAACCAUGUUGCCUAGAGCCCACUCAGCCAGACAGUGGGCUUACUUGUCCUCUGUUGCACAGUAAUAACUAAUUCAGCUAUGGGUGGCAUGAAUUCAUCACUCAAGUGUCAGCUUUAGGAGCAUUCCUCUUGCCAGUGUGUCUAGAAAAACGUCUCCAGCUGCUUCAGGGGACUUAAGUGUAACUUUGAAAUAUGCAAAAGCCAGUUUUGUGAUGGAGCCAGUUACGUGCUGAGGCAAUUCUUGCUGGGUCUUGUUGAUGAGUCUCUACUCUAAGCACUUGGCCAACUUUAGCAACAUCUGAUCGUUACCUGUGCUUUCUACUUUCCAGUCAUGGUGCAGACAGGGGUGUGAAUGUGGGUGCUACAAGAGAGUCAUCUACAGCAGCAGAAUGAUGAUACAGCUAAAGCUACAAAGAGAGACAAAACAGCCAUGGAAGAAUGGCAGGUGCCCACAGUCUCUCCUUCCUAUCUAGUGAUUCUCUCUGUUCUUAUGUUCUGGUAGAGAUGCAGUUGGAGGACUGACUCCUGUUUUCAGUGAAACCUUCUCUUAAUUGUUUAAAUUCUUAAUUUCAGGGAUGUUCUUCAGGUACCCCAGUGUGGACUACAGUUUAACUUUUAUUCAACAUGCAUACUGGAUUCAUGCUGUGAAGGAGAUAGUUUGGAUAGUACAGAGCUAAAAUCCUUGUCUUCCUGCUCAUUAAACACAGGGUUGUCUGCUUCAGACCCUGGGCAUGAAGGAUCAGAUGGAGCUCUUCUGGCAUCCUGGUACCAGCAAUACAAGUAGGAAGAAUUAAGUGUUGUAUUUGAGGGUAUGCACUCUCUGGAUGAAUCUCACAAAUUAGAGAGGAUAUCUGAAAUAGAUUGCUGCUUUGUAAUUGUCCAGAAAGACAGAGAAACUGCUUUGUAUCCAUGUGGCAGCAGAAAGAAUACAUGGUCUUACUUUCCAGUUGCUGACUCAGUAGUAGAGAAGAAAACUUGACUCUUUGUUACAAAAAACUUGCAUAAAUUUUAAGAUUGCCAAUGCUGACUGUCUUCUGCAGCCCAAGUAAAUAAACCUGUCUUACUAUUUUCCAGACAUAUAUAACCCUUCAGCAUGUAGCUGACAGUGUUUCAAGUUCUUGGCUUGUUAAGGACCUGGCUUUCUCUCCCUUUUGCUCAGUAUCUGUUUUCUGAAAUAACACGAAACUCACAGGUCUCAGUACUUUAAUCAGAGGUCCCCUUACUAUAUCCUUCCCAGGAGAUUUUCCAUCCCUGGAACUCUGCACAAGCCUGUCUCAGGGUAGCAUCGUGGUAGCAAUGUGACACUGAAAUAUGAAUGUAUUCUUUUUGCAACUUCCAGAGGAGAUCCUGGUGGAGGACAAGAAGGCUCUGAGUUUUGCUUUUCUUUCCCUUUCUUUUUUUUUUCCAGAAAGCAACUGCCAUCUUGUUUGAGUAGAUGAGUGCCACCCUGGAAUGAAAACUUACCUUAAGAAAAACUCACUUGGCAUCUCAGAUCUCUGUGCAUUGUAAAAAGAUGCUUAAUGUGUUUUGAUGACAAAACGGAUUCCUGGGCAGUCGAGAUAGGAAACCUCCUGUAAAGCUUUUUAAAAGAGAAACUCAGUCUUUAGCCCCUCUAUUAAGAUGUUUCAGUUUCAGGUUCUGUAAAGGCCAGUGUAUCAAGAAUAUUUUUGUUCUUUUUUUUCUUUUAUUAUUUUUCACAUUUUCAUCACACACAGUGUCUGAGAAGGCCUAGUAUUUUCUUCCAUAGUAUGUAAGACUUGAUUGAAAGGAGGAGAUAACUCUUUGCAGUUAAUACAAAACAUUUAGGCUUGGUCUUUACAUUGAACAAAACAAUGCAGUAUAAUUUUCAUGACGGUGUGAAGAUAGAUGAUUCUCCAUACUGACUGAGUAACAUUGUAUGAGAACCCUGUGGCCAAGUACUUUGAAUAUUGCAGUAGCAAUGGUGGUGGGGAAGAGGCUCAGUUUUGUUAAGAUAGGUGUUAAUGAACACGAGGGACACAGGAUCAGGAGCCAUAACUGUAGACAGGCUCACUGCUGUCCUGAGUACACACUCCUUCAUCCUCUCUCCACUGUCCUUGCCUAUAAAUCAUGGCAGGCACAGGUAGCACAACUGGCAUCCCUCCUGCUGAGGAACACUCUCCUGACCUUUUACUAGUGUCUUACUUAAGCUUUGCCAGCACUGGGGAGAGAAGGGUUCUGAAAAUCAUGGUUCCUUUGAAAUAGCCCAAUAUUGCAGAUGAGAGAAGGUGAUCAGUUGGUUAAAAUCUGUUUUGAUGGGUAAACACACCUCUGCCUUGAACUGGGAGAACUGAAAUUCAAAAGCUCAUCCCUGAGAUACAGGUGCUACUUAGAAAAUUUGCUGCUCUUUUCCCCUGGCUUUUUCCCUUGAUUUGUAUAAUUUAAAUUGCUGGUGUUUUCACUGCAUUGAUUUUUAAAUGAAACUGUUGUUUUGCCAAAAGCUAUUUGUGUAUGUGUAUAUAUGUGCGUGUACAUACAUGCGUAUACAUACAUGUGCACACACCCUUUGAGAACACGCCUUAUUGUAUUUCCUUCCACAGUGCCUAAUUGUACAGCUUUUGCUCUGUUACAACAUUCUGAUAGCACUCGCUUCUGGAUCUUUCUCUCACCAGUUUUGGACAGGAGGCAGGACUUGGCGCUUUCCAACAAGACAUGAUGGGAAUAUAGUGAAAAACACAACUGUCUUUAGAGUACAGCCUCUGUGUUUUUACAGUUUGAGCUCCUCUUGCUCUUUCUAGAUUUUAAUCAAGUCUUUGUGUGUCUAAAAUUAGUGGCAAUGGCUAUUGUAGCAUUUUAAAAUAUAGAAAAAGCCGAGCAUAGUCCACUGCAAGACUUAACUAAGAAACAAAACUAACUGAACUGUUCUAGAUAAUUGUUUGUUAAUCUUUACAGUUACCCUCUUACAAGUAUUGUAACAGAUUUCAUUUCUUUAAAGAGCAGGUAAUGUACUUGUUUUGAAUAUCAGCUGUUUCGAAUUGCUAAAUAUUUAUGUGUGCAUGUGACUUGACAGACUCUUGACAUAAACGUGUCAUUAUCCAAUGAAGCCUCAUUUUGUGGGAGGAGAAGGCAAGUGGAGCUGUUGUGACACUUAAAAGGGCUUAUGUUGAAGGCAUGACAGAUUUAGCUGCGUAUGUACUUAAUAAUGUGCUGAGCAGGUAUGCUCUGUGCUGCAUAGCCUCUGGUCCAUAUUCCAGCUCCUCCUACUGGGGGUGCAUUGGAUUUGUGCCCUUGAGAGACCUGGCAGUAGAUACUCUUUCAUUCUGCACCACACACCUCUUCCUCACAACCUUCAGUGUAACUGUACAUCUUCCUCUUCUGCUAGGCUGCCCUCCUGCCCUUCAGGCCUAGCUCUGUGCAGAAUAAAGGCAUGAGCAUUUGAUGGUAAAUGUGUGUGGAGAGUGAGGGAAUAGAGUUCCUGCUCUGAAACACUGCUCUGGUUAAUGGGCUUAGACUGUUCUUUAAUUUCUGCUUCAGCUUCUGCUUUAGCCAUUUAACAGCUGUGCAGUAAAGGCUCAGCAACUACUGAACUACCUGGGAUUCAUGGUGAUUACGUUGCCUCAUUUUCAGGCUUUGAUCUUAUAUGCACAGAGCACAUAUAACUUCAUUACACUUUUUGCACUUACUAGAAACUACACGUUAGAUAGGCUUAGGAUAGACAAAAUCACGUUUGUACUUUUUGUAUAAAUAUGGGGAUGAUUCUACAGAUACAAAGAUGCACUUUCAGGUAGCAAUGAAAACAAGUUUGUAGAAUGCAAUUGUUUAGGAGUUUCUCUGACUGCAGUGUUCCUGAUCCCUGUCCAUAUCUAACACUGUGUUCUUCUUGAAAGCCUGCUGGGGAAUGAGAGAUGGCUUCUUCCUCCCGUCGCAGUAUGUAUUUACAGCUGACUUUUGAGCAAAUUGGCUGCUAUUCUAAGUUUUAGGUUUUAAGUAACGUUCAAGUUUAAUUUAUAGUGUCAGUAUUUACUGAUUUGACACUUAAUUGCAGGAGAGGUCCACUUCAAAGCCUUCAUUCCUUUUGCUAUUUAAUGUUUUUGGGGAUUUUUUUUUUUAACAAUGUAGCGAUUGUAUGUGUGGAGUGCCGUGGAAUGAAUGCAAAUUACUCAUCUUAACCUGCAGUUAGAGCAGCAGUUUCAAUGUUUACAGGACAGUGACUAUUGAUUGUAAAUGCAUAGGUGUUCACUGAAAGAGUGCACUCUAUGUGUUUUGGAAGCAUUGUUUCUGCUUACCAUGAUAAUUAAUGGAAUAGUUGCCUUCUGGUUUUAGAUUCCUGGUUAUGUUGCUUUGGAGAGAUUUAAGUGUAGAUUAUUACUUUUCUGCCAUGGACUCACAGGACAAUUUCUACUGAUAAUGUUGUACUGAACAUGUUUUCUGAAAAAGUGACUUUUUUUUUGGUGGAGAUAAUUUAUGAGAAUGUUUUAUAAGCAGAACAGUGUUCUUGUAAAAAUCGGUCUGAAGUCUUGAAAUAAAUGUGUGUAGAUAUUGAAGAUGUAUCCCAAAGCAAAGUAAUUUUUAAUAGGGCACUGUUAGUGGUGUAGUUACCCCUCAGAGCUCUCCUAGCAGCACACCCAUUUAGCGUGUCACUGUGCACUGCUCAAGUGUGUUAUUUAGGGGAUGACUUGUUUUCAGAAGAUGUGGCUUCAUUUAUAGUGUGUGUAUCACCUGUUACACCUGUGGCAGCAACUCCUAAUGUAAACAUCAGCUGUACAGGUCAGAACUCCUCUCCAGAUGGAUCAGGUUGAAGAGCAGAGAGCCUGUCCUUGUGCUUGACUGCAGGAAGGUUACACGUCUGGUGACUGGCAGUUACAGUCCUCUCUCUCCCUGUCACACAGUGUUCCACAUGAGCCCUUUUGCUUUCUGAAGGCAGGCAGGCACAAAUCAGGAGUGCCUGAGUCAAAGUGCUAGCAGCUUGGCUCACCACGGCACCCAUUUCCUAGUGCUGCUGGUCUUGCCAAAUUGGGUAGCAAGAGGUGCUUGAAGAAUUAUUGAGUAUUUAUUGUGUAAUUUUAGGUGCGUAUAAAGCCUUCACUGCUAUUUUAAAGCAAAAUUCGGGGAUCUGUAGCAUAGCAAUAGCUGUACAACUCCAGCAUUCCAAACAUGCCCAAAGCAAGUUACCCUUGUGAUAGUUUAAUUAGCAAUGGUGUAGCUAGUAGCAAUCAAUACCUUGAAGCUGCAAGUUCUGAUUAUUGGAAGAGAACAUCUCUGCUUUGAAUGCAAAGCAUCAGAGUUUGUAGUUUGCUAUAGACUUCAGUGUCCUUCCUACUUAUGAACAACCUAUGACAUCUUAUUUCUUCUCAAACUGUGGCUUAACUAUUGCUUAAAUAACUGUUUUUCACCUCUGGUUAUUUAAAUUAUCCAGAUUCAUCCAGUUGUAUGAAUGUUGUUUUAUUAUCAGGAUACUCCUAAGGCGUCUCAUAGUGUUUUUGUGAAUGUUCUAAUACAUCAAUAAUAAAUCAUCUUGGCCCAAUAAACUAAUGUAAGAUGACAAGUUAGUGUCUAGUGCUUAUUCUUUGUGCAUCUGCCUAAUUCUCAGAAAAACAAAGCGCCUAAGUAUAAGCAUUAAAGUGGUUGAAAACUGUUUCCACAUUGUGUGCCUCAAACCAGUAAUGCAUUAUCACACAUGUUUACUUGUGGAUUGGUCUUAGAAACUGGCUUUGAGUGACGUAACUUGUUUCUCAAUGCCUGCCUUGCAAAUGAGACAUGUCAUUAUAUUGUGGUAACUUGUCUACAAAUAACAUACCUGGUGUAAUAAUUGGUUUUUGAAAAAGUAAUUUAUAAAAGGUGGACUUUUCUCUUAUAUUUAAACAUCUGUUUGUCCUUGGGUUCUGUUCUUAGAAAAAUUCUGUAUAUAUUUUGCAAUAUGUGUUUUGUGUUUGACUGUACAUUUUGCACCAAUUUAAAAUUCUGUAUUCUAAAUAUUAUUUACAAGUUCCCAGAGAUCUGUAACUAGACUUUGUCUGUGAAAAAUACAACAUCUCUUCUGCCCUGCA
Messenger RNA from Myiozetetes cayanensis, 10280 nucleotides. RefSeq names its product diacylglycerol kinase theta (gene DGKQ). The record is from RefSeq and is a predicted model, not a curated record. Bases 1 to 2757 code for a protein of 918 amino acids. Gene Ontology annotation, biological process: lipid phosphorylation; intracellular signal transduction; diacylglycerol metabolic process. The transcript has 23 exons. Lineage: Eukaryota; Metazoa; Chordata; Aves; Passeriformes; Tyrannidae. Gene Ontology annotation, molecular function: ATP-dependent diacylglycerol kinase activity.